Messenger RNA from Musa acuminata AAA Group (dessert banana), 2195 nucleotides. Its product is annotated as patatin-like protein 6. NCBI's taxonomy places the organism in Eukaryota, Viridiplantae, Streptophyta, Magnoliopsida, Zingiberales, Musaceae. Gene Ontology annotation, biological process: lipid metabolic process. The transcript is spliced from 2 exons. The record is from RefSeq and is a predicted model, not a curated record. The coding region runs from base 466 to 1914 and encodes 482 amino acids.
UCUCCCUGUCACUGUAAACCACCCACAAAUGCACUGGAUGAGUCACGGUUACAUCCCCUCAUCAUUAAAGCCCACAACAUAAACCUGGAGAAGAGCGGGAGGAAGCAAUCGAAGAGACAAACAAGCAAGCCAUCAUCUUUUUCUCGCGUGGUUUGAGGGAAAAAGGAGAGGAGAAACCGAUCAAAGAGCAGUGACUGUAUCAGAUGUCUUCCAUGAUUGGUACAGAGGCCGUCCAUCUCGCUCCCUCUCCGUCCGAGUUCAAACCUUUUCAUGCGAAAGUAUGUGGAAGAGAGAGGCGCCGGUAGUGAGAGGACCAAUGGACCGCGUCUAGUUGUGUAAAGGAGAGGGACGGGGUCCGGUUCGGUCGGUUGCAACGGUUCGCAAUCUGCAGUUUUGAGGUCGUCCCCGCUCCCAUCUUUGGAGUUGAUCGAUCCCUUCUGUAGAGACGAGAAGACAGAGGAGGAGAUGGCGGCGGAGGUGGAGGAGCAGAUGCUGGUGCCGAUGCACCAGAGGAGGAACAGGUCCGGGGAGGAGGCAGCCACAGUGGCGGAGGAUCCGAGCAUCGACACCGAUAAGCUAAGCUACGAGAUCUUCUCGAUUCUGGAAAGUAAGUUCCUUUUUGGCUACGACGACCCCGAGCUCUGGUCCACAAGGGUUCCUCCUCUAGCCGCCACAGCGCCGGCCGAGGCGUCCUCCUUCAAGAACCAGAGGGGCAAGGUGUGCGUGCUCUGCAUCGACGGCGGCGGUGGCUGCGGGAUGCGCGGCAUCCUCCCCGGGAAGGCCCUUGCCUACCUCGAGCAGGCCAUCAGGACCAAGUCCGGGGACCCCGUCGCACGAAUAUCGGACUACUUCGACGUUGCCGCCGGCACUGGCAUCGGGGGCGUCUUCGCCGCCAUGCUGUUCGCCACCCGCGACGGUGCCCGCCCCCUCUUCCGUGGCGAGGACACCUGGCGCUUCCUCGCCGAACGCGGCAAGCGCCUGUUCAGAAAGGCGCCGCCUUCCUCUUCCUCCUCCCCCGGCUUGUUCGUCCGCUGCCUCUUCCCGGGCGGCGGAGCGUCGACGACGACGGCGGCAAUGGAGAAGGCGAUGAAGGAAGCUUUUGGCGAGAGCCUGACUCUAAAGGACACGGUGAAACCGGUGCUGAUCCCGUGCUACGACCUGAGGAACUCCGCGCCGCUCGUGUUCUCGCGCGCCGACGCCCUGGAGAGCGAGAGCUUCGACUUCCGGCUGUGGGAGGUCUGCCGGGCGACGUGGGCUGAGCUGGGGCGGUUCGAGCCGGCGGAGAUCACUUCAGUGGACGGGGCCACCGCCUGCGUCGGUGUGGACGGCGGGCUUGCGAUGAGCAACCCUGCGGCAGCGGCCAUCACGCACGUCCUCCACAACAAACAGGAGUUCCCCUUCGUCCGGGGAGUGGAGGACCUCAUGAUGCUCUCGCUCGGCUGUGGAGAAGCAGGCGGCGGCGCCACCCCAGUCGUGGCGGAGACCGAAUACCGCAAGCUCCGGCGUUGGGGCCCCAGGGAGUGGGCCCAGCCCAUCGCGCGGAUCGCCGCCAACGGCGCCGCCGACCUCGUGGACCACGCCGUCGCGCUUGCCUUCGGCCAGUGCCGGAACUCCAACUACCUCCGCGUCCAGGCGGAUGUCUCGAGCAUGCGGCGAUGCAGUGUGGAAGAGGUGGACCACGACGCAAGCCCGGGCAACGUGAAGCUGCUGUUGGAGGCAGCGGAAGCGAUGCUGAGGCAGAAGAACGUGGAGUCGGUGCUAUUUGGUGGGAAGAUGACGAGGGAGCAGAGCAACAUGGAGAAGCUGGAUUGGUUUGCAGGGGAGCUCGUGCUGGAGCACGAGAGGAGGAGUUGCCGAAUAGCUCCCACCGUCGCCUUCAAGCAACCCAUCCCAAAGUCCACAAGCAAGUCGUAGGCCAUGCAGCAGGCAGCGGUCACCUCUUGUGUUCUCUUCUGUUGGGUUCUGUCCUGUUCUUUCAGAUUCAAUUACAACUAUAGCAUUGCUCCCCACAGGUCACAACAAACUCUGUAACACUUGGUAGAUGCUCUCUCUAUGGUUACACUUCAUCAUCAAGCAAAAAUCCUGUUCUUGUGUUAUAGAUAGAUCAGGAGAGGAUCUUUGUUUGCUUGCUCUACUUAUCACGCUCAGUUGUAACUCCUCAUUUGCCACUGUUUCUUAAGACUCUUUCGGCCAUA